Cylicocyclus nassatus is the source of this 1257-nucleotide messenger RNA. Lineage: Eukaryota; Metazoa; Nematoda; Chromadorea; Rhabditida; Strongylidae. The record is from the annotation of a GenBank genome assembly.
AUGAGUGUGGCGAGUGCGACGCAAGAAUGCGUCAGUCCGCCACCGCCGGAACCACCGCCUCGGGAUUAUACGGACAUGUCAUUAAGUUUUCGUCAUGACAUCGAUAAUCAACAACAACACCGUGUUGUUGUUGUCGAUAAUGACGAAGACGCAAUUGCGGACAAAUUCGCUGUUGAUGGUGAUGUGAAAAUUCGUGCUCGACUAGAAGCAUGUCGUCAGGGUAUGAUGCAGUUGGAUGCGCUGCGCUCGAAGCAUAUGAGACUUAUGCAGGAGAUGCGCGGUCGGCUACCGACAAUACCCGGAUGUGCUGAUGUACAGGCUAGAAUUAAAAGAACUGCAGCUUCAGAUCGAUCUUCGUUGCAAAGCGUUGACAGUGGAGUCAGCUCAAUUCAGACAAUCCCAUCAACUCGAUGCUCCUCACCUUCGAUCAGUCACCGAUCGUCGGUCAGCUGCGAUUCUGGCUGCAGUAGUGUUUAUAGCAAUGAAGCAAGUCCACCUCAAGCCAUGCCAUAUUCGACUUAUCGCAAACUAUCAAUUGAGCAAAAGGAAGCAACACCUACAAUGAAUAACGAACCACCGAUGCGUACGCCAUCAAUACCAAUAGUGGCCACCACUAUUGCAUCAACAACCAGUCUUCGUUCGGAUAAAGUAGCUCGAGCAUGGCGUAGACAACAACAGCAACGACCUCGUAGUAUGUUUGAACGUACAGAAGAACAUAGUCCUAGUCGAGACUCAUUAAUCGACACACAAACAUUUAUGCAAAUCACCCCACCACCAGUGCAUCGUAAAAUGGGCGUGGCUGGGCAGCCACCCCGCUCACCAUUGGCACCUAUUCGAUUGGCAGUAAAUGUGUCGCCACAGUCAAAUCGUCCACUUCGGACAGCUCAGAAGCCUGAUAUCACCAAAGUUGGCAAAGUCGAGAAUGCGGAUAUGCUUUUCCGAGCCAGUCGCAUAUAUGUUGAUCGCAGUCCACCACAAGACCGCCGUCAGUGUGCGACUGCACAAAGUCCACGCGUCGACAGAAGAACUCGUCCGAAGAGUAUGUUCGAGCAGGCCGAUGAGCCAUUAUAUGCGACACCAGUGAGGGUAACAAACAGAGAAUUCCGCGCCGCACCGGCCAAUUCACCUGCGGUGGUUCGUAGGACAGCAUUUGUCCCCGUAGUUUCAAGAUUUACUGCAAGCACUAGCCAUGACCAAAUCCGUUCGCAAAAAUCACGACCAGUCGAAAAGAACUGGCGCGAGUCGGAGGGAUUAUAG